UCCCUGUGGCUGGGCUGAGGGUGUGAGCUGAGAGCUGCUGUUGGCAUUACCCCUGCUCUUUACUUCCAGGUGCUGUUGAGGAAAUCACCUAGUGUUUCCUUUGGGGGCUGAGGUGAAUUGCCUUUCCUUUGAUUGUGUGCAAUCAGCAGUGGAAAUGGCGGGACAAUUCCGUAGCUAUGUCUGGGAUCCUGUCCUCAUUCUGACACAGAUUGUCCUCAUGCAGGCAGUCUAUUACAGCUCCUUAGGACUCUGGCUAGCUCUGGUAGACAGCCUGGUACAGAAUAGCCCUUCUCUUGACCAGAUUUUCAAUGAUGAGAUCUUGGGAUUCUCUACCCCACCUGGAAGACUUUCCAUGAUGGCUUUCAUCCUCAAUGCACUUACCUGUGCUUUGGGCUUGUUGUACUUUGUCCGGCGAGGAAAGCAGUGUUUGGAUUUCACAGUUACGAUUCAUUUUUUCCAUCUGCUGAGUUGCUGGAUUUAUAAUGCACAUUUUCCCACAGCUCUAACAUGGUGGCUAGUACAUAUAGUGUGCACUGCACUCAUGGCUGUGAUUGGGGAAUAUCUCUGUAUGAGAACAGAACUCAAAGAAAUCCCAUUGAAUUCAGCCCCCAAAUCCAGUGUAUAAACUUGUUCUGAGGAUGUAUUGUAUCUGGUCAUCAUUUCCAGGACCUUGGCAGUGGCAUGAGACAGUGCAGAAAACUUCCAUUAAAGAAGCACAGCUGGUCUGUUUAGACUUUUUUUAGAUUUUGGAGGCUGCAGGAGUGUGAAGAACUUUGUGGUUGGCAUAAGAAAAUGAACAAAGCAGAAGAUUUAUUUUAAUAACACAAGGCAUUUAACAUGACUAUUACAUGUGAGUGUUUUCACUCUUCAUUCAAGUGAUAUGGUCCAGGAAAAAGUCAGACAACAAAACCUAGAGCAUGAGAAUCAACUGGAAUUUAACAAGGUGCAAGGUCCUUGGAUGGUGGAGCUGGAAUGAUCAAACUGUCUGGGAGAAAUGCAUAGUGUUUGACUAGGAGCUGCUGCUUACCUCCUCUAACACAUUUUUUCUGUUUGUUGUUUUUUUGUUUUAAAAUCAAGGUGCUAAACUGAUGUAGGAUUAAAAAUAAUUGUCUGAGUCACCAGUUGUGAACCUACAAAGGCCUGUAAGUUCAUACAGGUUCAGUUAAUGUUGCUGUGUUUAGUUCCUAGUGUAGAUGUAAGGCAACAUACAUUGGUGGAUUGAAAAAACUCUUUUUUAACAAAGUGGUAAAAAUGGUAUUGAGUUGCCUUCCUGGUGAGCUGAACAUUUUGAGCUUCACAGUGAAUGUCCACAUAAUAGCAGUGGUGUAAGGUCUGGCCAGAAAGGAACAUCAGUGAUCGCAUUCUAAGGUUUGUUAAACACGGCAAACCAGAAAUCCAGAAGCCAGUUAAAAUUAACCAUCUUAUUCUCAUCCUGCACGGAGGGUUGGCCAUAACAUUCACCAAAUGUUGAAUUGUAGGUUGGAGUUGGUUGAGGGAAGCUUUCUGCUGCUGUAUGUUACAAGUAUCUUUCAUCAUCCCCAUUCUAUAAUAACCUACAUCUUCCUACCAAUUGUCAGAUUCCAGUUCCUAAUCCUGCCUGAAAGUGGCCACCAGAGACUGUUUUCCGAAAUUGGUAGGUGUUUCUUGCUGGAGAAUGCCAUACAGAGGACUGUUAAUUGUCUCUUAUGCUGUUUAAUGAGAUGGUGCCUUUGAUGGGGCACUUUAAAUAAAACCUCCCUUCACAAGACACUGACCCUAGUGUUUCCUAAGCAAGCUGGAGGCCAAAUGGUCUCCUAUGGUCUUGUAUCCCAAGGGGACAGUCUUAUCUCUAGUUGUGCAAUUUCCCUUUAAGGGAUGUUAAGUCUGUGCUGACUGUGUCAUUCUGAAUGGGGGCAAACUAGGGUUUUAAUGUUGAAAUUCCUUUUUUUCCCCCUGUGUGUCUUGCUGCUACCCACCUCUUUUCUUUGUACAUUAAUAUUGGUGAAUAUUAUUAGUUUAAAUAAAUUAUAUUGCUAAUUUAA
Messenger RNA from Pelodiscus sinensis (Chinese soft-shelled turtle), 2021 nucleotides. The record is from RefSeq and is a predicted model, not a curated record. Lineage: Eukaryota; Metazoa; Chordata; Testudines; Trionychidae.